Messenger RNA from Myxocyprinus asiaticus (Chinese sucker), 4361 nucleotides. RefSeq names its product teleost multiple tissue opsin 2a (gene tmtops2a). Gene Ontology annotation, biological process: G protein-coupled receptor signaling pathway; visual perception. The transcript is spliced from 4 exons. The record is from RefSeq and is a predicted model, not a curated record. Gene Ontology annotation, cellular component: membrane; photoreceptor outer segment. Gene Ontology annotation, molecular function: G protein-coupled receptor activity. The coding region runs from base 670 to 1782 and encodes 370 amino acids. NCBI's taxonomy places the organism in Eukaryota, Metazoa, Chordata, Actinopteri, Cypriniformes, Catostomidae.
UGUACACACAUAAGAGGUCUGGCGUUGUACAAGUGUAUUGAACAGGCAGCAACUGGAGUUGCACGAGCAACGCAAAUCAACGCAUUUAAAGGACCACAAGAGGAAAAAGAGGCGCGCGCCGCGUUACUUGAUUCAAAUCGGAUGCUUGUCGGUAACUGCUACUUUUUUAGUAAGUGAACAGCGUGUCAAGAUAAGAUUUGUAAACUACUAAAAAACCUUUUUUACAGUCAGUGAUGUUUGUCCUGUAUAUGCUAAAUCAAUACCUUUUGAUAUGUGAUUUAAAAUGAGCUGUGCCACUGUGGGAUCCGUGAGAUUAUAACACACACACAGAAGCGACAGCGGCAUCCGACAUGUAUUGUGAUGGACUCUAGGAGCACCUGCGAUUUUUUUAUUUGAGGUCCUGAGCACUGCAGCUGAAUUCCUGCGCUGCUGAGACGACUGUGUUUGAGUCUGACGACUCCAGCUGAAAAGGCACGAGUUUAUCCUCUUGACAUCCUUUGCAAAACUUCACAUGAACAACAUGGUCUCGUGGUCAGAUGUGAUUAAAUGAUUCCCUCACUCAGGUGUGGGGAAGCUCCAAAACGAAUUCCUAACUCGCUCUUGGCAACACCUCCAUGCAUCAUGCAUGCAAUAAAAGUAAUAUGAGCUCAAUGCAAAUGUUAAGAAAAGAUGUUUUCUGAAGAGGCAAAUUUGAGUUAUACCUUCAAUGGGACCGAUGAGGACUUGCUGUCUGCGCUGGAUCAAGACUGGAGCGACACUCCAGCUGAGAGACUAUCACGGACGGGUCAUAACGUGGUCGCCGUUAUUUUGGGAUCUAUAAUGAUAUUCGGCAUCCUGAACAAUUGCAUCGUCCUCGUUCUCUUUUGUAAAUUCAAGACUCUGCGGACUCCAGUGAACAUGCUCCUGCUCAAUAUCAGUGUGAGUGACAUGCUCGUGUGUGUGUUCGGCACCACGCUCAGCUUCGCGGCCAGUAUCCGCGGCCGGUGGCUGGUGGGGAGACACGGGUGCAUGUGGUAUGGGUUCGUCAACUCCUGCUUUGGGAUUGUAUCAUUGAUCUCUCUGGCAAUCCUUUCAUAUGAUCGUUAUAGCACUUUAACGGUUUACAACAAGAGGGCCCCAGACUACAGUAAGCCCUUGUUGGCUGUUGGGGGCUCCUGGCUCUACUCCCUGUUCUGGACAGUACCCCCCCUGCUGGGUUGGAGUAGCUAUGGACUGGAAGGGGCAGGCACCAGCUGCUCGGUCACAUGGACCGCCAACACCCCACAAUCUCAUUCCUAUAUCAUCUGUCUGUUCAUUUUCUGUUUGGGAAUUCCUGUGCUGGUCAUGGUCUACUGUUACAGCCGGCUCCUUUGUGCUGUCAAACAGGUAGGGCACAUCAGGAAGACAGCAGCCCGGAGAAGAGAGUACCACAUUUUAUUUAUGGUCAUCACCACAGUGGUGUGCUACUUAGUGUGCUGGAUGCCAUAUGGGGUAGUUGCAAUGAUGGCCACAUUUGGACGUCCGGGCAUCAUCACACCCAUUGCGAGCGUGGUGCCUUCCCUCCUAGCCAAAAGCAGCACAGUCAUCAACCCUCUAAUUUACAUCCUUAUGAACAAACAGGCUGUCAACAUACACUGCCUGACAGCACCCUGUCGAGAUCAGAGAUUUGUCACACUGCAUACAUGCACACACACACACAGGGGACACACACUUCAAAUAGUAAGCAGGGCUGUAGUCACACGCCAGUAUGAAGACCAACCAGGAUCUUGGGACAACACUCAGCCAAUGAGACAUCAGGUCUAAUGAGAGGAGCCAUAAGAGAUUCCCCCUUGGGAUGGCCAAUCACCUUACACAGUUUGCUUGUUCUGUAACCACUUCUACAGGUUGUCAAGGCAAUGAAGUGAUCCAAGUGUCUUGACUUAACACCAACCAAGCAGCUAUCAUUUGAGAAUCAGCGGCGAGUGCCCAUCAUGCUGUUCGCCAUAGGAGAUGCCACAGGGACUUUUGAGUGGGGUGGACUGGAUUUAAUUGCCAUCCAAAGACAAACUAUUAAAGCUGUGUAAUGUAGCAAAGGAAAAGUUGCAAAAAAUGUGAAUACUCAAGAAAGUAAAAAAAGCUACUUACAGUAACAGUAACAACGUUUUUGUAUUAGUUACAUUACUUUACACCACUGUGUAGAGAUAAACACAUGGCACAUGCAUGCAUAGUUUUGAAUGUAAACAGAUACAAUUUCCGCACGUCUCUCCUUGACCAGACAACAGUGCAUGAAUGUCAACCAUGUAUGCUUUUCACAUGGGAUACCUAACAUCAAACAUCCAACAGAAUAAAGAAUGAGUCCAUCAAAGCAUUCCAGUUAAUAGUAAUUAACACAAAAUCAUCCUAAAACAGCAUAUAGAAUGCACUUUGGUGUUGUAAUUAAAGGGAAGUUUCAGCUGGGCAAAAUUUCACACACAAAAUUAUAGGGAUAGUUCACUCAAAAAUGAUAACUCUCAUCAUUUAAAAGGACACAAAGGCAGCUUGAGAGUAAUCCUAACGAUGCGAGUGGUAUACAGUGUUGGGUGUAAUGCAUUACUUACUGUAAUUAAAUUACUUUUUCAUUGAAAAAGUAAAGUAAGGGAUCACUCUUAUUUUUUCAGUAAUUUAAUUACAGUUACUUCUGAUGUAAUUGUGUUAAAUACUGUAUAAACUCUAGAACAAUUCUAUAUAAAACAAUAGUGAAUUUAAAAUCUAAAUGUAACGUCUAAUGUUCAAAUAACUCUUUUCUAAUUUAACGCCGCCCCCUUAAAUUCUUUGGCCAGUUCAUGAAUAAUUUAUUUGAUUGUAUAUUAUUUACUUGAAAGAAUUAAAAGAACAGUUUCAUGUCUAUCCUUGUAUUUUUCAUCUGGUCGAGGUUGAUAAGGGUUUUAGAAAGUAAUAAGUAAUGCAAUUACUUUUCAGACAGAGUAAUUAGUACAGUAAUCUAAUUACAAUGUAGAAGAUGUAAUUAGUAGUUAGUGAUUAAUUACUUUACUGGUGGUAUAUCCCUUAUCUUCUGAAGAGAUUUGAUCGCUUUGGGUAAGAAACAGACCAAAAUUUUAAUCCUUAUUCAUUUUAAAUCUUGACGGCGGGGACGACUGGAACAAGGUGCAGUCUUGAUGAUUUGAUGCAGCAUGCAAUUGCCAGGUACUCAAUCCAGGGAUCAUUAUGCAGUGCAUCAAUAAAACAACUUUUUGGAGAGGUACUUAAAAAAAAAAAAAAAAAAAAAAAAAAAAAAAACGUAACCCCCCCACUUUAUCAUUUUAACGUGUAUACAUUUUUAAAAUAGCCCAACUGGCCAUGAAAUCUGUGAACCAGGCAAACUAUAUCUGAUUUCUGUACAUUGUUCUGCCAGAGAAUAUUUAGGCCGAGAUUGAGCACUUGUAUUAAAAUGAAUGAGAAGAAUUGGAACGUGUAUGUAUAAAUGGAAGUCCCGCCUUACAGGUAAAAGAGACAAACACCUUUUAGAUACAGGCAUGGCAUGUCAGUCAAUUGCCGAACAUGCAUACACGUUAACUGGACCAGCCUGAAAACUUUCAUUAUUUAGCAUGAUCAAAGCUAAGGAAGCACAAUGUAUACAGUAAUAUCAGAGUCAGAUUUUACUGCUGAUUUUAAAUGUUCUUUGAUCAUGAUCUUGACCAACCAUUUUGGAGAUUUCGGUCUUUCCCCAUUCAAGUAGAUAAGAGCUAUGCCGCGUGUUUCCAUAGAAAAUAGCUGCUCGGGAGCAUUCCCGAGAUGGCAGCCGAGUGGAAGGACUUGCCCUGAAAGGGACUUUGGUUCCAUGCAUGCAUCAAGUGUGAGGAAGUGUAUAAAUGAGCUUUUCUCAUGAAUGCACCAAGGAGACUGUGGAUGUCAAGUUUUAUAGUGAACUGGGAUUACAAUUUUGGUCUGUUUCUGGCCCAAAGCGAUUGUUUCACUUAAAAAGGCAUGUAUUACACCCCUCGAGUCGUACUUUUGUGCUGCCUUUAUGUCCUUUUUGGAGCUUAAAAGUUUUGGACCCCACUGACUUACACUGAAUGGACAAAAACACCUCAUACACCUUCAAAAUAUCUUUGUGUUCCGCAGAAGUCAUCCCAUUCUGAGACAGCAUAAGGGUGAGUAAAUGACGAGCGAAUUAUAAUUUUUGGGUGAACUAUCCCUUUAAGUAUAAAAAAAAUAUUAAUGGCUGUGGUUCUGUUGUGCCUCUGAGAGAAUAAGAGUACUAAUGUUUGUGAUUUUGUGCAGUUUUACAGGUGUUUCCUCAUCCUGUUUCAUUGCAAACACAGCUCUCUAGAGAAUGGACACUCUUCCAUGCCUUCAAGAACUACUGUCAUCCAGCUCAACCGUAGGGUUUAUAGCAACACUGCGGCUGGGAACGCACCCCCUUC